Molecule: messenger RNA, 3340 nt
Organism: Neolamprologus brichardi
Lineage: Eukaryota; Metazoa; Chordata; Actinopteri; Cichliformes; Cichlidae
Source: RefSeq, a predicted model, not a curated record
CUUCCGGAUGGUCAUCGGUGGUGAUGAUCUUGCCAACAAAGCCAUCAAUCACGUGAAAAUAUCGAAGAGCCUGGACUCCCUGUGUCAGAUACCUCCGAUCUGCACCAUUAUGGCAAGUGCUUUAAAGGAUCACGUAAAAGGGCAAAAGGGUUUUAAAUUGCAUCCCUUGAGUCUAACUGAGAUUUACAAUCUGGGUUUCGGUGCGCUGGAAGCGCUGGAAGCUAAACACUUGCCUAUCUUUACCAAGCUGAAGAAGGUGGCGCUGCUUCGGAUGGGAGGGCAGAACGUCAUGUAUGAGGAUGACCUUUCAGGAAACGGGAUAAGUGUCGAGGAAGCUUUAGCUUUCGCAGAAACGUUCCCGCUUGUUUUGAGAACGGAGACGGGACUGAACGGUACCACUGUGUUUCGCUUUGGCCACUCGAGUGUUCAAGAGUUCCUGGCUGCGUCUUACAAACUGGAGGACAUCGAAGCUCAAAAAAAGAAUUUAAGCUCCUGUAUUCAGCAUCAAGUGGAUGAAGUGCUGGAGAAUAAUGAGGGAGUCUCUGAUCUCCUACUUCGUUUCACGUUUGGCCUCAUUAAGGAGCGCAUGCUGUUGCCGCCCAAAGAUUUGCUCUUUGGCUAUGUCAAGAAGAAGAUCCUGAGCAAGAUAUCGUCCUACAGCACCGUCAUCCUGUUUCACUGCCUGCGGGAGUACGACAGUCAGGCGUUGCAGGAGGAGGUUAGGUUCUUUCACAGGUAUGGCGUUUCUCCGAUCCAAGGGUUCUCACUGGUGCACUGGAGAGACUUGAUGCAGAGGAUCAGAGCUUUUGAAGGGAUUCAAGAGACUUUUGAGAUGUCAGUGAGAUGUGAGGACAAACUCAUCAAGAAUAUUCCAGCUAUUUUCAAAUCCAGGAAAGCCAUGCUGAAAUUCUCCAACCUGACUGACAAGAGCUGCCCAGCGUUGGCAGCAGUCCUAAGCUCAAAGGAGUCAUUCCUGAGGGAGCUGGAUCUGGGGUACAACAGCUUCAGCACCAGUGGAGUCCAGGAACUUGCAGAGGGCCUGAACAGUAUGACUUGCAGGCUGAAAAUACUUCGGCUGCAAGGCUGUGGACUGACCGCAGAGAUCUGUCGGUAUUUGAGCCAAUGCCUGAUGCAACACCAAAUACUGCAAGAGCUGGAUCUUAGCAGCAAUGGAAUAGGAGAUCGGGGGCUGAAGCUGCUGUCGCAUGGUUUGGGAAGUUCUAGUUGCCGGCUGCAGACAUUAAAGUUGUCACAGUGUGACAUUGAAGAGGCUGGCUGCUGUGAUCUGGGCUCAGCUCUGCUGAUAAACCCUUCUUUUCUCAGUGUGUUGGAUCUAAGCAUCAAUUGGAUUGGAGACAAGGGGGCCAAUGAGAUAUUUAACAAUUUUGACAUAUCGUAUCUAAAAAAGUUGGAGUUGUACUGCUGCGGCCUCACCGUGCUGAGCUGUGAAAGUAUUGGGGAAGCUCUGAAGUGUGAAGCGAGCUCUCUGUUAGAGCUCAAUUUGAGCAACAACAGCUUGAAAGAUGCUGGGUUUAAAAUCAUCUGCGAAGGCAUGUAUGCGUGGUGUAGUCUCCAAAAACUCAACGUUUCACGAUGUGGAAUCACUGGUGCAGGCUGUCGCUACCUGGCAAAGGUCCUCUGUUCAAUCUCGCAGCUCACCGAUGGCGGGAUGGGAGUUGGCGAGUGGCAGGCAGUGGAGCUGAUAGACCUGGACCUCAGCAUGAACCACAUCGGAGACAAAGGAGUGAAAGAAAUUUCACCCAGCCUAAUGAAUCCUUUGAGCCACCUGAAAACUCUGAACCUGAGUUACUGCAGUCUGACUGACAGCUGCUGUGCAGAGCUCGCCUCUGGACUGAUGUCAAAGGCGAACAUUCUCAGCAAGCUCGACCUGUCGCACAACAACCUUCAAGAUAAGGGAGCGAAGAAACUCUGCAUCGGACUCCAAAGCCCGCAUUGCAAACUUGAGGAAGUGUCACUGAGGACCUGUGGCCUGACCUCGAGGAGUGUUCAGUUCCUGACCUCAGCCCUGAAGUUAAACCCUUUCUAUCUGACAGAGCUGCACCUGGUGGGCAACAGGCUCGAGGACGCUGUAAUCAGAGCACUCGUGGAGCUAACGAAGAACCACAAAUACGCACUCAGGACAAUAGACGUCUCAGUGGACUGAAGAAGAAGUGACACAAAUGGCUCUGUCUCCUUAUUUGCACAGAAACUGGAUGGCUACCACAUAAUUCUAUUCAGUUUGAGUUUCUGACUUAGAAGUAGUGUAAAAAUACCAAAUGUGCUUUAAAAGACUCUAAAUGUUUUAAUUUUCAUUAUAUUUUGUAUAUAAUGUUUUUUUAACCAAGUACUUUAUUUCCGGGCCAUAGAAGAAUUUCCUCACGUCUUGGUUACGGUGACCAUAUUCCAACAAAUGAAGGUUGCUAAUGCCGAGAGGCAUGUGGUAUAUGAAGGACAAAGUUAUUUCACGUGAAUGUGACAUUUGUAGCCAAGUAAAAACAAUAAGUGUAAAAACAAGCUAACAUUUUUAUAUACAAUAUUGUUCAUAAUUUACUACAUUCUCGUUUUUCCGGGCCAUAGAAGAAUUUCCUCACGUCUUGGUUACAGUGACCAUAUUCCAACAAAUGAAGGUUGCUAAUGCUGAGAGGCAUGCGGUAUAUGAAGGACAAAGUUAUUUCACGUGAAUGUGACAUUUGUAGCAAAGUAAAAACAAGAAGUGUAAAAACAAGCUAACAUUUUUAUAUACGAUAUUGUUCAUAAUUUACUACAUUCUCUUUUUUUUUCACUGUAAUUUUGAAAUUGUUGAACUGUUGCUGUUCGUUCUGUUUACUGUGGUGCAACCAGCGUUACAAGGUACUUCACAUAAGUUAUAAACACUGACACAUUACAAAAUGUGGUAAAAUGAGAGAAAUUGAUUAAAUUGAAGCUAAACAGAGUGAUAAUAAAACACUCGGAUGACAUUAAAAGUUGUCACAAAACACUCUGAGAAUCAUCUUAAAUUGCUUUGAUCAGUUAGUUAUUUACGAGAGUUUCUAUCAUAUUCUGCCCAAACUGUAGCUGGUCACUUUUAAUUUUCCACCUUGGGUGUAAUAUGUUUACCUGCAAGAGAGCCAUGGGACAGCUUUCACUGCCUUUUUUUCACAGCUGUUCAAAAACAGAUUUUGGAUGCUUAUUAAUGUGGAGCAUUUUCUCAAUAUUUGGCACGGUGUCCUGGUCACCCCAGUCACACUCACUGUUUACAUAUCCAUGCAGUUUUAUUUGUUUCAUUCCUCUUGAAUGUGAUGCAUCAGCAGAACUCAUCUCUGUAAACCGCACACAAUAAAUGCCUCUAUUUUUGCACCAA